Molecule: messenger RNA, 1814 nt
Organism: Dufourea novaeangliae
Lineage: Eukaryota; Metazoa; Arthropoda; Insecta; Hymenoptera; Halictidae
Product: xylulose kinase
Exons: 12
Coding region: 210-1814 (534 amino acids)
Biological process (GO): xylulose metabolic process; D-xylose metabolic process
Cellular component (GO): cytosol
Molecular function (GO): D-xylulokinase activity
Source: RefSeq, a predicted model, not a curated record
GCCGCGGGUCGUGUUGAGGACGACGAGCGUAGGCCACGUACGGACUAGAUCGUUCGUACAUUAGUUUCUCGACUAUCAAAGCGGCCCACGGUCACGCGGUGAAGUGUGUACACGUUAUCUAAACCUGUCGGUUCCGUUGCAUAUUCGUUGGCAGUCCGCUGCUCGUUCCUCGAUUUCGUCGCAUUGCGUGUCACGUCCACGGUUGAAAUAUGGGCGCAGCUUCGAACGCGACAUACUUAGGGCUCGAUCUCAGCACGCAGCAGUUGAAAGCGGUGGUCGUCGAUAAUGAUCUCACCGUUCUCUGCGAGACCAGUGUACAAUUCGACAAUGAUCUGCCGGAGUUUAGAACGUACGGAGGGGUUAUUCAAAAGAAAGAAGAACCACACGUGGUGGUUGCUCCCACUUUGAUGUGGGUUAAGGCUCUAGACAUGAUCCUUGAGAAAUUACGCGUCUGUGGCGUUGAUUUUAGCAAAGUGGCCGCUAUUUCCGGAUGCGCACAGCAACAUGGCACAGUUUACUGGGGCAAGGGCAGUCGAAAUCACUUGCAGCAAUUGGAUCCCGCAAAAUUCUUGCACGAGCAGCUCGUCACGUCGUUCUCGGUGACGCCGUCACCUGUAUGGAUGGAUUCCAGCACCACCAAUGAAUGCAAUAUCUUGGAUGAGAUCAUGGGUGGUCCUCAAAAAUUAGCGGAGAUAACGGGAUCUCGGGCGUACGAGAGAUUCUCAGGACCUCAGAUAGCGAAAAUAGCGCGCAGGAGGCCUGAAGCCUACAGUAACACUGAGAGAAUCUCUUUGAUUAGCAGUUUUCUUGCUUCCUUGUUUUUGGGCGACUUUGCGCCCAUUGACUGGUCUGAUGGAUCUGGAAUGAAUUUGUUAAACAUUCACACGAAGGAUUGGGACGACGUACUUUUAGAGACUUGCGGGCCAGGUUUAAAAGAAAAACUCGGUAAACCUGUUUCCUCCUGUAGCAAUAUCGGACCGAUUUCAUCCUAUUUCGUAGAAAGAUUCGGCUUCGACGAGGCAUGCCGGAUAAUUGCAUUCACGGGGGACAAUUCUGGUUCUCUAAUUGGAAUGAGACUAAAGGAGGGAGAUGUCGCCUGUAGUUUAGGAACAAGCGAUACUCUUUUCUUGUGGUUAAACAAGCCGAAAACUGCUUUAGAAGGCCACAUAUUUUGUAAUCCCAUUGAUGACAAUGCUUACAUGGCACUGCUUUGCUUCAAAAAUGGAUCUCUGACGCGUGAAAGAAUACGCGACAGUGCGGCGCAAGGCUCCUGGCAAAUUUUUAAUGAGCUACUAGAGAGCACCCCGCGCGGUAAUUUUGGGAAUUUAGGUUUAUAUUUUGACGCACAAGAAAUCUUGCCCUCAAUCAUCGGCGAUCAUAGAUUCAAUAAAGCCAACGACGAAAUAUCACGAUACAGCUCGAAAGAGGUCGAAGUACGAGCUUUAAUCGAGGGCCAAUUCGUCGCGAAAAGGGCGCAUGCCGAAGAUUUUGGUUUCGUUAUUGGUCCGAACACUCGCAUUAUUGCUACAGGAGGUGCCUCUGCAAAUAAAGCCAUAUUGCAAGUAAUAUCUGACGUGUUCAAUUCACCAGUGUAUAUAUCGGAAGUAGCAAAUUCAGCCGUGAUGGGCGCAGCCUACCAGGCAAAAUAUGCUUUGUCACGAAAUGAAUCCACCUUUGACGAAAUAACACGUUGUCUGCCUGAGCCAAAACUUAUAUGUCGUCCAUACAACGAUGCAGAUUCAAUAUACAGAUCUAUGGUUGUUCGUUAUCGUAAGAUAGUGGAGCAAAUUAUUAAUAAAGCGAGUAUAAAUUAA